GUCUUUGAUCUCCAUGACAACACAUUGAAGAGAACACGUCAGACUGAAAGUGAAACAGAAGCCGCAGGUGAUGGAUUGAAAAAAUAAUAACAGAAAGGAAUCAGUGAAUUAGUGUUGAUGGAAUGAUGGCCAUUAUCAUGGAAAACAAUGGAGAGCAGUAUCAUGCAUCAUGGCGCCUCAUCCAGCCGGAGAAAAGGCAGUGCCCCCAGACGUCGCCCGCCACAGCCGUCGACGCCACAGCCGUCGACGCCACAGCCGUCAACGUCACAGCCACAGCCGUCGACGCCACAGCCGUCGACGUCACAGCCACAGCCGUCGACGUCACAGCCACAGCCGUCAACGUCACAGCCACAGCCGUCGACGUCACAGCCACAGCCGUCGACGCCACAGCCGUCGACGUCACAGCCACCACCACGACCACCGCCACGACUGCCGUCACGGCGGCCGUCACAGCCACCGUCACAGCCACGACCACGACCGCCGCCACGACCGCCGCCACGACCGCCGCCACGACCGCCGCCACGACCGCUGCCACGACUGACGUCACGGCGGCCGUCACAGCCACCGUCACGACCGCCGUCACAGCCGACCCCUUCCACUUCACGCCAGCCAGGGCCCGCACCUCCCAGGAGGAGGAGGAGGUUUCGUCCGGGCACCAGGGCCCUGCAGGAGAUCAGAAAGUACCAGAGGACGACCAACCUUCUCAUCCCCAAAGCGCCGUUCUGUCGCCUGGUGAGGUCCGUGAGGUGUGUCAGAAGUUGGGCAGAGGGUCUCUCAGGUGGCAGGUGAUGGCUCUGAUGGCCAUGCAUGAGGCAGCUGAGGCCUUCCUGGUCAUGGUGUUGUCCGACGCCUACUUGUGCACCUUACACGCCAACAGGGUCACCUUGUUCAACAAAGACGUGCAGCUGGCCCGCAGGAUCCGAGGAAUAGAUGACAUUUAACUCUUUUCUCUUUUGCUUAGUUAGGUUAGGUUAGCUGGCAACCAUUUUAAACAUUGUGUCUCUAUCUUGUUGUGUUGUGUCUCUAUCUUGUUGUGUUGUGUCUCUAUCUUGUUCUGUUGUGUCUUUAUGUUGCUGUGUCUCUAUGUUGUUCUGUUGUGUCUUAAUGUUGCUGUGUCUCUAUGUUGUUCUGUUGUGUCUUUAUGUUGUUGUGUCUCUAGGUUGUUCUGCUGUGUCUUUAUGUUGCUGUGUCUCUAUGUUGUUCUGUUGUGUCUUAAUGUUGCCGUGUCUCUAUGUUGUUCUGUUGUCUUUAUGUUGUUGUGUCUCUAGGUUGUCCUGUUGUGUCUUUAUGUUGCUGUGUCUCUAUGUUGUUCUGUUGUCUUUAUGUUGUUGUGUCUCUAGGUUGUCCUGUUGUGUCUUUAUGUUGCUGUGUCUAUGUUGUUCUGUUGUCUUUAUGUUGUUGUGUCUCUAUGUUGUUCUGUUGUGUCUUUAUGUAGUAGUGUUGUGUCUUUAUGUUGUUGUGUCUCUAUGUUCUGUUGUGUCUUUAUGUUGUAGUGUUGUGUCUUUAUGUUGUUGUGUCUCUAUGUUGUUCUGUUGUGUCUUUAUGUUGUUGUGUCUCUAUGUUCGGUUGUGUCUCUAUGUUGUUCUGUUGUGUCUUUAUGUAGUAGUGUUGUGUCUUUAUGUUGUUGUGUCUCUAUGUGCUGUUGUGUCUUUAUGUUGUAGUGUUGUGUCUUUAUGUUGCUGUGUCUCUAUGUUGUUCUGUUGUGUCUCUAUGUUGUAGUGUUGUGUCUUUAUGUUGUUGUGUCUCUAUGUUCGGUUGUGUCUCUAUGUUGUACUGUUGUGUCUUUAUGUAGUAGUGUUGUGUCUUUAUGUUGUUGUGUCUCUAUGUGCUGUUGUGUCUUUAUGUUGUAGUGUUGUGUCUUUAUGUUGCUGUGUCUCUAUGUUGUUCUGUUGUGUCUCUAUGUUGUAGUGUUGUGUCUUUAUGUUGUUGUGUCUCUGUGUUGUUCUGUUGUGUCUUUAUGUAGUAGUGUUGUGUCUUUAUGUUGUUGUGUCUCUAUGUGCUGUUGUGUCUUUAUGUUGUAGUGUUGUGUCUUUAUGUUGUUGUGUCUCUAUGUUGUUCUGUUGUGUCUUUAUGUUGUUGUGUCUCUAUGUUCGGUUGUGUCUCUAUGUUGUUCUGUUGUGUCUUUAUGUAGUAGUGUUGUGUCUUUAUGUUGUUGUGUCUCUAUGUGCUGUUGUGUCUUUAUGUUGUAGUGUUGUGUCUUUAUGUUGCUGUGUCUCUAUGUUGUUCUGUUGUGUCUCUAUGUUGUAGUGUUGUGUCUUUAUGUUGUUGUGUCUCUAUGUUCGGUUGUGUCUCUAUGUUGUUCUGUUGUGUCUUUAUGUAGUAGUGUUGUGUCUUUAUGUUGUUGUGUCUCUAUGUGCUGUUGUGUCUUUAUGUUGUAGUGUUGUGUCUUUAUGUUGCUGUGUCUCUAUGUUGUUCUGUUGUGUCUCUAUGUUGUAGUGUUGUGUCUUUAUGUUGUUGUGUCUCUGUGUUGUUCUGUUGUGUCUUUAUGUAGUAGUGUUGUGUCUUUAUGUUGUUGUGUCUCUAUGUGCUGUUGUGUCUUUAUGUUGUAGUGUUGUGUCUUUAUGUUGCUGUGUCUCUAUGUAGGUCUGUUGUGUCUUUAUGUUGCUGUGUCUCUGUUGUUCUGUUGUGUCUUUAUUUUGUUGUGUCUCUAGGUUGUGCUGUUGUGUCUUUAUGUUGUUGUGUCUCUAUGUUGUUCUGUUGUGUCUUUAUGUUGCUGUGUCUCUAUGUUGUUCUGUUGUGUCUUUAUGUUGCUGUGUCUCUAUGUUGUUCUGUUGUGUCUUUAUGUUGUUGUGUCUCUAUGUUGUUCUGUUGUGUCUUUAUGUUGCAGUGUCUCUAUGUUGUUCUGUUGUGUCUUUAUGUUGCUGUGUCUCUAUGUUGUUCUGUUGUGUCUUCAUGUUGUUGUGUCUCUAUGUUGUUCUGUUGUCUUUAUGUUGUUGUCUCUAUGUUCUGUUGUGUCUUUAUGUUGUAGUGUUGUGUCUUUAUGUUGCUGUGUCUCUAUGUUGUUCUGUUGUGUCUUUAUGUUGUUGUGUCUCUAUGUUGUUCUGUUGUGUCUUUAUGUUUUAGUGUUGUGUCUUUCUGUUGUUGUGUUGUGUCUUUAUGUUGUCGUCUUGUGUCUUUAUGUUGUAGUGUUGUGUCUUUCUGUUGUUGUGUUGUAUCUUAAUGUUGUCGUCUUUAUGUUGUAGUGUUGUGUCUUUCUGUUGUAGUGUUGUGUUGUGUCUUUAUGUUGUUGUGUUGUGUCUUAAUGUUGUGUUGUAAAGUUGUUGUGUGGUCUUUGUGUUGUUGUGUUGUGGUGUGUAAUGAAUGAUCUGGGCCAUGGUACAUAUUUGUCUUUGAGGUAUUGUGCUCCUUCUGUUCUGGUCCUGUUUUGGGCGCUGAUUUGCACACACUUUCUUUGAUUAAUGUUACGCUGCUUUACUGAGUUAGUAAGUUAGUUCUUAGUAACAUCCCCCAAACAACCUUCUUCAUAAUAAUCAAAUGACCCCUUCAAAUCCAGGGGGAUAAAAGGGCGCUACAGAAACAAUCUUUUGUACAAGAGGAAUGGGAAAUUAGCAUGUUUGAAAAUAGUUGUACAAUUUCCCACUGUCUGUGAAGCAUGCAUUCAAAGUUGUGUUGUAUUUUUGAAACACACUUCUUAACAACAGUAUUUAUCUUUCCAUUUAAAAAUGUGUUGAUAUUUUUUCACAUAAAAAUAAAGCGUUAAAAAC
Messenger RNA from Entelurus aequoreus (snake pipefish), 3704 nucleotides. RefSeq names its product histone H3-like centromeric protein A. The transcript is spliced from 5 exons. The coding region runs from base 123 to 941 and encodes 272 amino acids. The record is from RefSeq and is a predicted model, not a curated record. Lineage: Eukaryota; Metazoa; Chordata; Actinopteri; Syngnathiformes; Syngnathidae. Gene Ontology annotation, cellular component: nucleosome. Gene Ontology annotation, molecular function: structural constituent of chromatin; protein heterodimerization activity; DNA binding.